Messenger RNA from Protopolystoma xenopodis, 837 nucleotides. NCBI's taxonomy places the organism in Eukaryota, Metazoa, Platyhelminthes, Monogenea, Polystomatidea, Polystomatidae. The record is from the annotation of a GenBank genome assembly.
AUGGAUAGCCCAUACUUAACAAUACAGUCUAGUCGAAUCGAUUUAUUCGGGCCGGGUAGUAACGGAGAUAUUGUCAUGGUGACUUCUGAAUCUCGUCUUUCAAAUGGACGGAAUGACAGCUUCGAAUCUGCCCAGUCUCGUUCUCACCAGUAUCCCCAAAGGGAGGGGAAACCGGGUGGAAAUCGUGUAAAGUGCCGAACUGUUCGAGGGUUAGGGGGCAACAGUCCAGCGAUGACCUUUAAGGAAGACCAUACCUUUACAAAAUUCCCGGGCUUCAUCAUUCACACGCUGGACUCCCUGCACCAAGUUCCGAAUUGUGAUCAUUUCCGGGUUGAAAGAGGUUCUCGGACAGUAGACCGAAUGGGCAAGCCUUUUCGUGUUCUGUAUUGGUGGUUUAUUUGUUCUAACCCUCAGACGAAACUGUUGCGCAGAUCAUCCCCAGUGUCAGCCACCUUCCAUCGAAUGACGACGACGAUGCCUCCGAAUACGGCGACGACAACAACGACGACACCAACAACGACGACACCAGCGACAGCGGACUGUGGUGCAGGCCUGCUAACGUCGAUUGACGAAGAGGUGGGCGAUAUCGGCCGUGGCCAGUUUCCAGUCGACAUGCACCGGUUUCGAGUGUGCUUCUCUCUGCCGGUGGAAGAUGAUGCUGGAUCAUGGCCGGCUGGAACGGAGUGGCUGAGCGACAGGGGUCCCGAAGCUACCAACGAGACUCAAGCGACCCAGUCCCAGAGCCCCGUGCUCGGGGCCGCCAGUCCACCAACCGUGUCGACUAGGCGCCGUGAAGUCAACAUCUGCUUCGCAUCCAAACACUUUGACGCGGUUCAG